UAAUGUAUGUACAACAAAUGACUUUGUUGUCUGCCUGUCAGUCAUCCAAGUUCCGUUUAUCUGUAUCUAAACGAAACGCAAUACAAAUGCCCAUACUUCGCCAACCACCUCAAUCUAUCAGUUUGUUAUAAUUUAUUGGUACUUAUUGUAACGCCAGAAGCUGUUCACGGCUACGAUAUCAGCAAUACUAUCGGUAUUCGUAGUAAACUGUGCACCAUCAGCCAAUCAGUAUCAACACCGGAUCGGUAGCAGGGCAUAGUGGAGCGAAACUCGCGAAUUGGUCUGAUUAUGGUGUUGGUAUUAAAUAUUCGAGUGGACAAAAUAAUAUAUCGGGUUUUCGGUUAACUUCGGCAAAACCAUCAAAUCAGUUGCCGCGCUGCUUACGAAUCGGUUAGUUCCAGCCACCCAGCAGAUAAACUCGUAAAGGAAGCAAGUGAUAUAUGUAGUGUGAACAACAAUUAGUCAACAACGAAACAAGGUAAAAAAAACCUGACCAGAGGUGAACAUGAGCAACAUAAACAGUAUCGGAGGUAGCAACAUCAGCAGUGGCGGUGGCGGUUCCGGUGGAAGCUGUAACAGCAGCAAAUAUAGCAAGAAGAAUUCGGUAACCUUCAGCGAGCAAGUCGACAUUGAUUCCGACGACAGAUCUGCAUUGAAAGAGAAACAACAGCAGCAACUUCUUCUCGUUCCGAAAUCAGAUGGAGAACCUAUUCAACUGAUUCCGAAAGCUGCUACAUUCUCCACCAUGCCCGUUAAAUAUAACCACCAUGGAUCGACAUCUCUGUUGGAUCAAAUACCUGAAGAUUCACACCCGGAAAAGAAACCAGCUUCCACAUCACAUACGAAUGGUUCCACACCGAGAAGGCCUUCGAUAGUAGUACAAGACAUCCUGUCUACACACCGGCCAUCGGCCAUCAUGUCCGCUCUACGCAGAGGGUCGAUGGCAUGGCUUCCGGGUAGAAGUAAAUCGACUCACCACGGACAAGACAAUGAGUCCAAUAUGGGCAGCAAGGCAUCACUCAGUCAGAUUCCCCAUGGAUCUGGCGCACACAGUGAACUAGCCAUGGAGUCUCGGCGGAAAAAUCGGCGUAUCGGAGACGACGCUUUGAGCACGGCCCUGUCAGCCCUGUACGCCAAGGUUAUAGUGAUUCUUGGAAUAGCACUCCCCGUAACGGAGAUUUUGUCCUCUCAAAUUCCCGCCAACGUUUAUCAGGGGUUCUACUUGUACCUCUACACCGUGAGCAUUUUAUUCGUCAUCUUCGUCUACGCGUCCAACAUGCGAAGAAGGGCGGUUAUGACCCUGAUCAAAACUUAUCAUGAGAAAACGAAUGCAUAUCCAACGAAGAAACGUGUCCCGCACUUUGGGAGCUUCUACCUGCGUGUUGGAGCGAUCGCUUUCGGUAUCGGAACCAUGGUAUAUUCGGGACUUGAGUUCGGACAGUACUUCGAACUGAAUGCUUCGCCGGGCUGUUCGAGCAUUUACGUGGCCCUGACGCCGGCGGCUCGCAUGAUUCUGUCCAUUGUGCAGAUGCAGUUCAUCUUUCUGAACACCUCGGAGUUGGACAUGGCCCGCCACAAGGUGUUUUCCCGGUUCGGCCUGAUGCACAUGAUUGCAACGAAUCUCUGCGAAUGGUUGUACAUACUGGUGGAGGAAACGAAGCACGAAAUUCAUCACCUGGCACACAUACACAACCAUGAUGAUGUUGUAUCGGCUAUCAUCAAUACGACCAGCACGACCAUUGCUGCCGCAACCUCAUCCAUCGACAGCAGUGAAGAAGACUACAGCUUUCAAUUGGACGCCGCUGUUCAGAAUCGCUCCAAACGUGUCGUUAGCCAUGAUGCCGCUGAAUACAUCGAAUGUCAACGAACCAAUAUCAUGGGUACGCUAGUGCAGAAUGCAUCGCCGUUCCUCUUUCCAUGCACCAUCGAAUACUCGCUCAUUUGCGCAGUAAUCUUGUAUGAAAUGUGGAAAAAGGUGAAAACCAUUGCCGAAAUCGACCGAACGCGCAGAAACUCCCAAAAAGUGCACACUGUAGCUCAUACGAAGAGCGCUCAUCACUUCUCGGUAGACUGUUCGCGAGCUCACCGUGGAAUGUUCGGAGGAAUCAUCAUCACCGUUAUGACCAUAAUAUGUUUGAUAAUGUACUUUGUCCUUCACGACGAACCUGGCUAUGAGUACUUUGCCCUGCAGGAAGUGACCAUUGCCGAGACAGUGCUGUAUUCGAUCACGGCAGCUGGUGUAGUGUUAGCUAUGAUCAGAAUGCGAGAUCUGAAAUUCUGCAAAAAGCACAACGAUAAGCAUGCAAGUUCUGUAAGUCUAGAUUGCACUCUCCUGGUAUUAGCGCAAACGGGAGUCUACGUCUACGGCAUGUUCAGUAUCGUGGGAAGCUACUUCGCGAUACAGAAAGGCAUCUACGGAGCGCAGGAAGGGCUCAUAGCGGAAGUAUUCAGUUUGGUGCAAACAUCCAUGCAGACCCUUUUCAUUCUGAACGCGGUUUGGCGCAAAUGUCGAGGUUCUCAACAGAAUCGCACAAAACCCGGUCGCGAGAUUGUCACAUUUCUGCUGGUGGCCAACAUGGCCAUGUGGUUCAUCAACACGCUGGUGAAGGGAAGAGCGAGUUUCCGGCCAACCCAUCUGGACUUCUUCGGAACGUGGGCGUGGACCGUCAUAACCCAUGUGUCAAUGCCGUUGGCAAUCUUUUACCGCUUCCACUCAACGAUUUGUCUUUUUGAAAUAUGGAAAUCUACGUACAAAGUUAAGAGUGGUGAACAUCAUUAGACUUGUAUUUUAUAU
This is a messenger RNA of Aedes aegypti (yellow fever mosquito), 2794 nucleotides long. Its product is annotated as otopetrin-2. The record is from RefSeq and is a predicted model, not a curated record. Gene Ontology annotation, biological process: proton transmembrane transport. Gene Ontology annotation, cellular component: membrane. Gene Ontology annotation, molecular function: proton channel activity. The transcript has 5 exons. The coding region runs from base 506 to 2779 and encodes 757 amino acids. NCBI's taxonomy places the organism in Eukaryota, Metazoa, Arthropoda, Insecta, Diptera, Culicidae.